AUGCGUCUGCCCUACGUCCCCAACCCUCCGACGCCCUCCAACGAGCAGGACCGCGCCAUUAUUGAACGUGUGAGGGACCGGCGCGGCGACGCAGGCCUGCUCGAGCUGGAUCUUGCGCUUCUCCACUCUCCCCCAGUCGCCGAUGGUUGGAACUCUUUCCUCGGCGCGAUUCGAACGAGGACAACACUCUCCACCUCGAUCCGCGAGACCGCUAUAUGUCGUGUUGCUGUCUUGAACGAGGCCUGGUUUGAGUGGGAACAUCACGCACCCCUCCUCCGAGCAUGCCUAGAGAUUCGGGAGGAGCAUGGCCGCCUACAUAUCUUGGACGAGAAACACAGGGCAGUCGUAUUAUAUACAGAUGACAUGACAUGCCAUGUAACUGUUUCGGAUGCCGUGUCUGACAGACUAAAGGCGAGCUUUUCAGAUCGCGAAGUCGUGGAGAUUACAGCCACAAUCGCUGUCUACAAUUGCGUCAGCCGCUUUCUGGUUGCCCUGGAUGUUGGUGAGUGUAAUGGUCGAAAGGGACCUCUGGUCCGGUAA
Lindgomyces ingoldianus is the source of this 540-nucleotide messenger RNA. RefSeq lists its product as uncharacterized. Lineage: Eukaryota; Fungi; Ascomycota; Dothideomycetes; Pleosporales; Lindgomycetaceae. The transcript has 3 exons. The record is from RefSeq and is a predicted model, not a curated record. Bases 1 to 540 code for a protein of 179 amino acids.